Messenger RNA from Medicago truncatula (barrel medic), 5602 nucleotides. RefSeq names its product TMV resistance protein N. The record is from RefSeq and is a predicted model, not a curated record. Gene Ontology annotation, molecular function: ADP binding. Lineage: Eukaryota; Viridiplantae; Streptophyta; Magnoliopsida; Fabales; Fabaceae. The transcript is spliced from 5 exons. Bases 3096 to 4868 code for a protein of 590 amino acids. Gene Ontology annotation, biological process: signal transduction; defense response.
AAUUGUAUGGAGCUUCGAGAAAUCAGAGGCCUGCCACCAAACAUAAAACAUAUUAGUGCAAUAAAUUGUACAUCAUUGACUUCCCAAUCUAAGGAUACGUUACUGAAUCAGAUGCUUCACCAUUCUGGGCCCAGAUAUAUCUGUCUUCCAGGAUCAACUAUCAAAAGUAAUUGGUUCCGUCAAUAUAGAAGGGAACCAAAUCUGUCCUUCAGCUUCUGAAACAAAUUUCCACGGAUAGAUCUUUGUACGGUGGUAGUUUUGGGAGCUUAUGGUGUCCUAAAUCCUUGUAUUAAGUAUGAGUUUGACCUGAUCAUCAAUGAAAGUCAACGGCUCAGGAACUUUCUCCAUGUUAGGUGGUCUAAAUACUAUUCGAUCUAUACAAAUAUAGAACAUAUAAUUAUGCUGGAUCUGCGGCUCAAAACUAGCCUUGGUAUGAUUGGAAAACUACAUAUUAAGAAUGGAUGGAAACAUGCUGAGAUUUCAUUAGUAAAAAAUGGUGGAGAAGAUAUGAAAUGGAUGAGACUUCAUGUACGAGAUGAAAAAUCAAGGAUGGCAGAUAUUCAAAUUAUAAAUCCUUAGGUUACAAUAGAAGGAAAAGACAAGAAAAGCGUCACGUGUGGGUAUCAAAGAUCAUCAAAACAAAAUCCCAAAGUCUAGCUAGUAGCUACUCUUGUCAGGUAUGAUUUAAGAUAGAUGAGUGAACAGAAGAGUGUGAACAUUUGAUGAUGUUUUGUGGUGUUUGUAAUUGUAACUAGUAGCAAAGAAAAAGUCAGAAAAAUAAAUCGUACAUGUUGAUAGCACCCGUAAAAUCAAAGUGACCAAUCUGUAUAUUAUUAGUGAUUAGCUAAGCUGAGCAGAGAAACUCUUACACCAGAAAUGGAUGCUAGCCCAGAGUCAGAGAAUAUUGCCAUAUCAUUCCUAUUUCCCUAACACAUGUGGAGGCUAACUCCGAAUUACCAUUCAAAACUACAAAAAAAAUGAUAGGAGACAAAACUCAUUUUAGAUGUACAAUUUGAAGCCGAGUGGAUGAUCAACUAUAACCACAAAAUUCAUAGUAUAUGUGAUGUGACAAAUUGCAGCAGAACAUCUAAAAAAAGGAUUCUAAAUGAUAAGGAAAAAAAUAAAACAAAAACCAGGUUGACAGUUGAACCAGCACAUUCAAAGGUAAACAUGAGCUUGUUCCAAAUAUAUUUUGUUAGAAUAACAUAUAAUUUGAUACGGAGGGAGUAAAAUGUAAGGUUGUUGGUAAACUUUAUACUUGAAAUUGAAACAUAAACAGAAAAUAACUUGAAAUUUUGCUAAGUUACUUUUACAAAUUACUUCAUCCCAAUUCAUUUAAUCUAAAAUUAUACUCAUACAUUACAACAUAAUUGUAGCAAGUAGCUACACAAAGUCAUGUGUUACUUGUAGUAUUAGUAUUAAAUUAAAUGAUUAAGUAGGUAUUUGUUCAAAUUGAAGUAAUUAUGAUAAUUGUAUCACUAGAUUGGGUCACAUUGAAACAAUGUGGUGGGUUGAAAAAGGGAAAUUAUACGACGUGGUAACCUGGAAGUAACCACAUAAUAUUUUCAACAGGCUACCUAAUUGAUCUUACCAUUGAAUCAAUACCUCCACAGGAUGCAUGACAUGAUUAAAGAUAUGGGUAGAGAAAUUGUGCGGCUGGAAGCACACCCUCAAAGUCGGGUAAACGUAGUAGGUUAUGGUUCUCCAAAGAUAUUCUGUUAGUAAUAGGCAUGUUAUCACUAGGACUUAUGUUAGGGUUACUAUACUUCUUGAUCUUGAAACCAACUCUGCAGAAUGUUAUUAUAAAAGCGUUGUUGAUAAUAACAUAAGUUACAUUCAGUAUAUACUAUCCUGCACUUACCUGUAAAUAUAAUAUCUAUCAUUGGUAUCAAAGCUCCGAUCCGAGGAGUAUUUGGUAUUGGAAAGGAAAAAAACCAACAACAAAAAAAUUAAACCAAGGAUGAGAAUAUUGGAAGCUAUGCAGGUGGUGUUAAGUAAGCCAGCAAUGCAAGGAAGAACUACUAAGAACUAUUAGGAAGUGUUGGAGAGGCAUCUCUACAUAAUGGAGCAGUUGUGGAAGAAUCCCGCAAAUAGAGACAAAAAGAAAAAGAAGAAGACACUAACAUGGUGUAGGCAAGCCAGAAGUGAAACUGGAUGAAUCACCUGCACCGACCAACCAACUGCCGUCACCAAAACCGUUGGAUAUCUAAUUCCUAGUGGUUGCUUGUAUCUUAAGGUUUCUGUUUGACGUGACAGUUACCAAUUUAUGUUUUUAUGUAGCCACCCCCUUUGGAGCUAUUCUAUGAGGUUAUAUUCGCUAUUCAUACAAUCUACCCCUCUAAUACUGGGGCGUUUAGCUUGUUCCAAAAAAAAUACUGGGGCGUUAACGAAAUUUAUGACAAGAAGCAAGAACCAGAAGCAUCUGAAACUGAAGCUGAAAAUUAGCAGUAAAAGUAAUAAUAUAAAAUAAUUAAAAAUUUAAAAUAAAUUACAACAUAAUAAUACAAGAACUAGAAUCAGGAGGAAAAUGCUGAAGAAAAAAGAAUAGGUUAUUGAAUUGGAAAAAAAAGAUUGAGAUGUAAGAUGGUAGAGAAAGUUUGCAUGUUUAGCGAUCCACCGACGUCGGUGUUACAAUCGAACUUAAGAAAUUUUGCAGUACAGAAAAUUAGGGAAUUGAGAUUAUGGUAAAACCGUUGCCAAAACCGUCGGACAGUAGAUUUCACACGGUGGUUGUUUCUGUUUCAACUAUUUGCUAUAAAAUGUUUUUUUUUCACAAAUAAAAGCUUUGUGCAUAUUUUGAUUACACAUGAUGGCCUCACUGAUUACAAGAAUGGCCAUGAUUUAUUUGGCAUGAUUUGGAAUCACGUUUGCUGCAAUAACAAAUUAUUUUUGUCCUUACCUGAAAUGUCCAUCUGCAUUAUCUAUAUUCGUUCACUAGCUAAUGCCAACCAUGUACCUACAUUUUCUAAAGCUUCGAUAUAAAAUUGGCAGAAAUAUAGUAAAUAUAUAAAACAUCACUUUCAUGUGUUAAAAGAAGGUUAUCUAGUAUUAGAAAAUCUGUAAAACGACAAUUCUUAUGUGAAAAGUUUUGUCUCAUGUAUUUGACACAUUUUAUAAAAAACACAUUCCUUAGAAGGCUUUGCUACAUCUUUUUCCUUUUCAAGAGUCAUUUUGUUAUGACUUCCAUGAAAGAGUUGAAAUCCCAGGCCUCCUCUUCCUCUACCAAUGAAUGGCGGGCUUAUGAUGUUUUCCUCAGUUUUCGAGGAGAGGAUACUCGAAAGGGUUUUACCGGAAACCUUUAUAAAGCUCUUUGUGGAAAAGGAAUCGACACUUUCAUAGAUGACCAAGAGCUUAGGAAAGGAGAAGAAAUCACACCAGCACUCAUGAUGGCAAUCCAAGAAUCAAGGAUUGCAAUUGUGAUUUUUUCAGAAAACUAUGCAUCAUCCACUUUCUGUUUGAAAGAACUUACAAAGAUCAUGGAGUGCAUAAAACACAAGGGAAGGAUGGUUUUACCAGUUUUUUAUCAUGUUGACCCUUGUAUUGUGCGCCAUCAGAAAGGGAGCUACGCAAAAGCAUUGGCCGAUCAUGAAAGUAAUAAAAAAAUUGACAAAGCAAAGGUCAAACAGUGGAGGUUAGUUUUGCAAGAAGCAGCUAGUAUAUCAGGUUGGCAUUUCGAACACGGGUACGAGUAUGAAUUCAUUGAGAAGAUCAUUCAAAAGGUGUCUGAGAAGAUUAAUCGUAGACCUUUACAUGUUGCUAAAUACCCUGUUGGGUUAGAGUCUCGAGUGGAAAAAGUGAACUCGCUUCUAGAAGUUGAAUCAAAUGAGGGGGUUCACAUGGUGGGGAUUUAUGGAAUGGGUGGGUUAGGUAAAACAACACUUGCAUGUGCUGUAUACAAUUGCAUUGCUGAUCAAUUUGAUAGUCUUUGUUUUCUUGCUAAUGUUAGAGAAAAUUCAAUGAAGCAUGGGUUGGUACAUCUCCAGGAGAUGCUUCUUCAUGAAUUAGGUGAGGAGAAAGAUCAUAAGUUGUGCAGUUUAAAUAAAGGAGUUUCUAUUAUCAAAAGUAGGCUUCAUGGAAAAAAAAUUCUAUUGAUUUUGGAUGAUGUUAACAGUUUGGAGCAACUAAAAGCACUUGCUGGUGAACUUGACUGGUUUGGUUCGGGCAGCAGAGUUAUUAUAACAACAAGGGAUAAGCAUUUGUUGCAUGUUUAUCGUGUUGAAAGAGUCUAUGAAGUAGAAGGACUGAAUCGUAAAGAAGCCCUUCAGUUGUUUGGAUGCAAUGCUUUCAAAACACAAAAAAUUGAUCAAAGAUACGAGGACAUUUCAAAGAGAGUAGUACUUUAUUCUAAGGGUCUUCCAUUGGCUGUUGAAAUAAUAGGUUCUGACUUGUAUGGUAAAACAAUAUUGGAGUGGGAAUCUGCUUUAGAUACUUAUGCAAGAAUUCCUCAUGAAAAUAUUCAGGAAAUCUUAAGAGUAAGCUAUGAUGGCUUAAAAGAAUUUGAGAAGGAAAUCUUUUUAGACCUUGCUUGCUUCUUCAAAGGAGCAAAGUUAAGUGAUGUCAAGAACAUACUAUGUUGUGGUCGUGGCUUUUCCCCAGACUAUGCUAUCCAGGUGUUGAUUGACAAGAGUCUGAUAAAAUUUGAAGACUAUAGUGUCAAAAUGCAUGACAUGAUUGAAGAUAUGGGUAGAGAAAUUGUGCGGCUGGAAGCACCCUCAAAGCCGGGUGAACGCAGUAGAUUAUGGUUCUCCAAAGAUAUUCUUCACGUUUUCAAAGAAAACAAGAGACCUUGGAGGCUUACAGUUGUAAGGAGCUUGCACGAAUUAAGAAAGGCGAAGGUCGAGUGCGGAAAACAAUGUCUUCAGAUGUGAGAAGUGUUGUUGACUUCAGUUUUUGUCAUCUGUCAGAUGAAUUUCUUGCCACACUUCUUCCAUGUUUGCACUACGUCACAGAUUUAUCCCUUGAUUACAGCAGUAUCAAAAUCCUUCCAUCCUGCAUCAAUACAUGUCAAUCUUUGAAGGGACUUGCUAUGAAUAAUUGUACGGAGCUUCGAGAAAUCAGAGGGCUGCCACCAAACAUAAAACAUCUUAGUGCAAUAAACUGUACAUCAUUGACUUCCCAAUCCAAAGAUAUGUUACAGAAACUUCACAAUUCUGGGGCCAAAUAUAUCUGUUUUCCAGAAUCAACUAUCCCAAGUCUGUUCCAUCAAUAUAAAAGAGAACCAUCUAUGUCCUUCAGGUUCCGAAACAAAUUGCCACCGAUGGCUCUUAGUACUGUGGUGGUAGUUUCGGGUGGUUUGUAUUUUUCGAAAUGUUGUGUUAAGUAUGAAUUUGACCUGAUCAUUAAUGGUAAACAUCUCAAGAACUUCUUUCAUGUUAGGUGGUCUAAAAUGAAUGCUUUUGGUAGAAAUUUAGAUCAUAUAAUUCUGCUGAAUCUGAGGUUCAAAGCUAACCUUGAUAUGAUUGGAGAACUAAAUAUUAAGAAUGGAUGGAACCAUGCCGAGAUUUCAUUAGCAAAAAAUGAUGUGAAAUGGAAAAGACUUCAUGUACAGGAACAAAAAACAAACAUGGAAGAUAUUCAAAUUAUCAAUCCUGAUGAUGCAAAA